AUGUUCUCCCAGUCUCAAGGCGCCUUGGGGUCCGAGUACCAGCAACAGCAAGGUGGAUCCACAACACACACAAUGUCCACCCCGGAGGCCGCAAUGCCCAUCACAAUGCCCCAUAUCCAAAACAUCAAAACUGCCAUGAAGAUGUCCACCCUGUAG
Messenger RNA from Letharia columbiana, 156 nucleotides. RefSeq lists its product as uncharacterized. The record is from RefSeq and is a predicted model, not a curated record. Lineage: Eukaryota; Fungi; Ascomycota; Lecanoromycetes; Lecanorales; Parmeliaceae. The transcript is spliced from 2 exons. Bases 1 to 156 code for a protein of 51 amino acids.